This is a messenger RNA of Peromyscus californicus insignis, 3091 nucleotides long. It is a transcript of the gene Galnt12, whose product is annotated as polypeptide N-acetylgalactosaminyltransferase 12. The record is from RefSeq and is a predicted model, not a curated record. Bases 112 to 1863 code for a protein of 583 amino acids. NCBI's taxonomy places the organism in Eukaryota, Metazoa, Chordata, Mammalia, Rodentia, Cricetidae. Gene Ontology annotation, cellular component: Golgi apparatus. The transcript is spliced from 10 exons.
GGGGGCGGAGCGCAGGUGGGGCGGGCCAGGGGCGGGGCGAGUGCGGUUCCGGGAUCCGGGUCCAGCUUCGGCCCGAGGCCGUGGGGCUCAGCGGGCGCCGCUAGCGAGUGCAUGUUGGGGCGUGCGUUCCGGAGGCGCUGCCCACGGGGGCUGCGGCGCGGCCGGGAGGCGCUGCUGGCGCUGCUGGCGCUGGCUGGGCUGGGCGCGGUGCUGCGGGCUCGAAUUGGAUCUGGGACGGUGGAGACCCGGGCCGGGCCGGUGGACUCGGUGCCCCCGCGCUCUCUUCGCCUUGGGCGUCGGGACCCGGUGCUGCCCAGGCCACCCCUGGCCGCCGAUGCGCUGGGCGCGCAGGGGGAGGCGGUGCGGCUGCAGCUGCAGGGCGAGGAGCUGCGGCUGCAAGAGGAGAGCGUGCAGCUGCACCAGAUCAACAUCUACCUGAGCGACCGCAUCUCGCUGCACCGACGCCUGCCUGAACGCUGGAACCCUCUGUGCAGAGAGGAGAAAUAUGAUUAUGAGAAUUUGCCCGGGACGUCUGUUAUCAUAGCCUUUUAUAAUGAAGCCUGGUCAACACUCCUUCGGACCGUUUACAGUGUCCUCGAGACCUCUCCUGACAUCCUGCUGGACGAGGUCAUUCUGGUUGAUGACUACAGUGACAGAGAGCACCUGAAGGAGCGCUUGGCCAAUGAGCUGUCCCAUCUGCCCAAGGUGCGCCUGAUCCGUGCCAGCAAGAGAGAAGGCCUAGUGCGAGCCCGGCUACUCGGAGCCUCUGUGGCCAAGGGUGAAGUGCUGACCUUCCUAGACUGUCAUUGUGAAUGCCAUGAGGGGUGGCUGGAGCCUUUGCUGCGGAGGAUCCACGAGAAGGAGUCGGCAGUGGUGUGCCCCGUGAUCGAUGUGAUUGACUGGAACACCUUCGAGUAUCUGGGCAAUGCCGGGGAGCCCCAGAUUGGAGGCUUUGACUGGCGGCUGGUAUUCACGUGGCACGUGGUUCCCCAGCGAGAGCGGGAGUCGAUGCGGUCCCCGAUCGAUGUUAUCAGGUCUCCAACAAUGGCUGGGGGGCUGUUUGCUGUGAGUAAGAGAUAUUUUGAAUAUCUGGGGUCUUAUGAUACAGGAAUGGAAGUCUGGGGAGGAGAAAACCUCGAGUUCUCCUUUAGGAUCUGGCAGUGUGGUGGCACUCUGGAGACACACCCCUGCUCGCACGUAGGCCAUGUUUUCCCUAAGCAAGCUCCCUAUUCGCGCAGCAAGGCCCUGGCCAACAGUGUCCGAGCCGCUGAAGUGUGGAUGGAUGAAUUUAAAGAACUCUACUACCACCGCAAUACCCGGGCCCGCCUGGAACCCUUCGGGGACGUGACGGAGAGGAAGAAGCUUCGGGCCAAGCUCCAGUGUAAAGACUUCCGGUGGUUCCUGGAGACAGUGUACCCAGAACUGCACGUGCCAGAGGACAGGCCUGGCUUCUUCGGGAUGCUCCAGAACAAAGGACUCAGAGGGUACUGCUUUGACUAUAACCCUCCUAAUGAAAACCAGAUCGACGGCUACCAGGUCCUUUUGUACCUCUGCCACGGGAUGGGGCAGAACCAGUUUUUCGAGUAUACGUCCCAGAAAGAAAUACGCUACAACACCCGCCAGCCUGAGGCCUGCAUAGCUGUGGAGGAAGGGAAGGAUGUCCUUAUCAUGCAUCUCUGCAGCGACACCGUCCCGGAGAAUCAGGAGUUCAUCCUACAUGAGGACGGCACUUUAGUUCACAAACAGACCGGGAAAUGCGUCGAAGCCACAAAGAAGGACGUUGGCCACGGCUUUGUACCACUCUUGCGGGACUGCACCAACUCAGAUAAACAGAAAUGGGUCUUCAAGGAACAUGUGUCAUAGUGCAUCGCCUUGUCAAGGAAGAAGCCCAUCAUGGCCAUGAACUCUGUACCCAGUGAGAUGGAGGAAGUGCAUGGUUGCCAUUUGUGAAUGUGUUGGAUUUCACAAGAAUGUGAAUAAGUUUUGUACAGAUUUUGAAAACUUUAAAAAUGUCUCCCAGUACCCUGUUUUCUAAGGGCAAUCCUAAGAUGUUACCUUUGGUAUUUGAAAAGGCUGAUAGGAUUUUUUUUUCCCUAUCAAGAUGUGCAUUUUAUAAUGGUGCCUUUUAUUCUCACUAGCAAGAAGGUAAAUAUUUUAUUUUGGUACUUACAAGGAUCCCUGGGUAUGUGUACUUUGCACAAACUGAUAAUACCUCAAAUGUCAAGUUAGAGUUUUCUCAGUGGGGUGAGAUGGACACUAGAAACAUCGUGUUGAUUUCUUCAGGUGUGAGUUAGAUGAGAUGGUCUAGAUUUGUAUAAUAAAGAAUGCUUUUUUGCUUACUUAUGUGUUGCUGCCACAGUCAAAACUCUCCCAUAAUGUUCAUAUGGACCAAAACAGACUGACCAAACCUGAAAUUUCAAAGAAACACUAUGGAUUACCAAGAGCAUCCAAACUUGAGAGUGUAUUUCUAGCAAUGCCUACCGGGAGGGUGGUGGGUGGCGUUUAGUAGUGCUUAGCCACUGUGACUUUAAGACAUGUUUGUAUAACUUUUAAUUUUUAUCACCAGGUAGUACCAGGGAGAAAUGACAUAUUCUGCAUGAAACUCAAUUUUCAAGUUGGUUCUUAAAUAGUAUUUGAUUAUUUAAAUCAGUGUGAGGGUUUGUGAUAGAGCAGCUGCUGUGGAUACUGCUCAGUAAUGCAGGUGUCUGGAUGACCCUAGAUCCAUUCCCAGAGCUCGCCGACUUGUUAAAGUGAAUAGGAACGGUUAAAAAUACCGUCAGUGAACUCGGGGUGUAGGUCAGUUGGUAGAGUGCCUGUGUAGCAUGUACGAGGCCCUGGGUUCAAUCCCCAGCACCUCAUUUUUUUAAUAGGCUUGGUGGCACACCCCUAAUCCCAGAACUUAGUAGGUGGAGGUAGGGGAAUCAGAAGUUGAGGGUUAUCACUGGCUACACAGAGAGUUUGGGGUCAGCCUGGGCUUCAGGAGACCCUGUCUCAAGAAAACAUCAGUGAGAAGGUAGACUGUGGAUCUUGUUUUUGUCCCAGUCAAUUGUGAAAACACAUAUGUGAUUCAUUAAAAAGUGUCUCCUCGUGU